AUGGGGCCAGAGGGACUGACCCCUGGUGGCGACACGCAAGGUGACUGCUGUGUCGUGAAGUUUGAUUGUGGGGAGGUGGCCCGCAGGGAAUUUGGCAGUAGCGGAGGUGGGGGGGAUUGUGGUUUUGAGAAGGUGGCCGUUACAGCUGGAGAAAAAGCUGCUUGGAUUUCCUGGCGGCUGUUUCUUGAUGGCCAUCGAGUGAGGCCAGGGAAGGCUUUUGAAGCGGCCGGCCGUCGGAAGGAGACGCGCGCCCUUGCCUGCUUGAUAUUACCGCAAGCGGGCCAUCGUGUGAACCAGGGAGCUGCAGGCGGGGUGAAAGGUGGCUGUUCUUUGCUUUUACAGGGGGCGAUGAAGGUCCAAGGAGGCUGGCUCAGGAUGGCUGUUGUAGAAGUAGUCAGCAGUGUUUCGGGCUCGUACACUCGCAGCGUGCUGUGGCAGAGCAGUGAAGCCCUCGUCGUCCGUCUGCAGGCUGUCUGUCGAGGAUUCCUGCUCAGACAGAAGCUGGAGGCUCGACGGCGUUACCUGAUCACUCACACACCUGCUGUGGUCAUCAUCCAGGCUCACUGGAGGAGAUUUGUCCAGCAGAGGUCGUACAGACGUCGGCUGCAGCUUCUAUACAUGAACUGGAGAGCUGCUGUGAAGAUCCAGUCGUUGGUGAAGAUGUGGUUGGCGAGGAGAAAAUAUCGAGCUCGACUGAGUUUCUUCAGACGUCACGUGGGCGCUGUCAUAAAGAUCCAGGCCUUCUUCAGAGCCAACCGGGCCCGAGAGCAGUACAGGAUGCUGGUGCACUCGGCCAUGCCCCCUCUGUCGGUGGUCAGGAAGUUCGUUCACCUGCUCGACCUUGGCGACGGUGACAUCAAGGAGGAGGCGGAGCUUCUGCGUCAGAGAGAGGAAGUGGUGAGAAGCAUCCGCUUCAACAGACAGCUGGAGGCCGACCUGCACCUGAUGGACCUGAAGAUCGGACUGCUGGUCCGAAACAGAGCCACUCUGCAGGAAGUGGUGUCUCAUUGUAAGAAACUGACAAAGAAGAACAAGGAGCAGCUGUCAGACAUGAUGGAUGUGGAGAGGAGUAAAGGACUAAAGGCUCUGAGCAGAGAGAGGAGAGAGAGACUGGAGGCCUACCAACACCUGUUCUACCUGCUGCAGCCCAACGUGUGGAAUAUUGACAACAAUGGCGGAAGUAAAAAGUCUGACGCGGAGCAGCAAUUUACCACCUGCAAGACCUACAGUAGUUUGUGGAGGUGA
Morone saxatilis (striped sea-bass) is the source of this 1245-nucleotide messenger RNA. RefSeq names its product ras GTPase-activating-like protein IQGAP3. The record is from RefSeq and is a predicted model, not a curated record. Bases 1 to 1245 code for a protein of 414 amino acids. Gene Ontology annotation, cellular component: cytoplasm. Gene Ontology annotation, molecular function: calmodulin binding; actin filament binding; GTPase activator activity. NCBI's taxonomy places the organism in Eukaryota, Metazoa, Chordata, Actinopteri, Moronidae. The transcript has 11 exons. Gene Ontology annotation, biological process: regulation of actin cytoskeleton organization.